Messenger RNA from Anoplopoma fimbria (sablefish), 2830 nucleotides. Its product is annotated as palmitoyltransferase ZDHHC14-like. The transcript is spliced from 10 exons. Lineage: Eukaryota; Metazoa; Chordata; Actinopteri; Perciformes; Anoplopomatidae. Gene Ontology annotation, biological process: protein targeting to membrane; peptidyl-L-cysteine S-palmitoylation. The coding region runs from base 593 to 2125 and encodes 510 amino acids. The record is from RefSeq and is a predicted model, not a curated record. Gene Ontology annotation, molecular function: protein-cysteine S-palmitoyltransferase activity. Gene Ontology annotation, cellular component: endoplasmic reticulum; Golgi apparatus.
CCCUUCCGCACCUCCUUCAGUAGUGACUUCAGCCUCGCUCGGCUGGGGGAGGAGCAGGCAGCGAGGCAGUGAGGGAGGGAGAGAGAGAGAGGGAGAGAGAGAGAGAGAGAGAGAGGGAGGCUCUCUGCUCCCGUGUUGAUGUUUGUUGUUUGCUCGGGUGACACGAUGUGAACGGAGGGUUGUCGACCGGCCUGCCUCCGCUCCACUCGGGGAAUGCUGCAACUUUUUGUAUUUUUCGGGUGACCGAGCGAGUGAAGAAGACUGCUGGUGAUUAUAGCUCGAGUGUUUGUGCGCGUGAAGACUCGGGUAGUGUCUCGCGCCCAGUCAGGAUGCGGGAGCUCGUCUGAGAGCAGCUCCCUCCUCCUCCUCCUCCUCGAGCGGUCUUUCUCUGGAUUUCUCUCUUUUUGAACUUCUUAUAUAUAUUUAAAAAAACAACAAAAAAAACAUGGUGUCAUCCGCGUGGCUACCGGGUCGCAAACCUGGGUAAAGGAAAGGAGAAGCCACGCGACAACACACCCAAGCACGAGGACACCGGCGCUACUCCGCUCCGGAGGCACAUCCAGCCCGGGAUUUACUCAUCUGUGGGGACUUGAUGCAUCUCGGGGUGUCUGAGUCCAUGAGAGAGUGCGAGUACAGCCAGAUAAGCACUCGCAGCUCCACACCGAUGGAGACCCCUCACAAGAAAAGGACCCCAAAGAGGAGGAAGUGGGAGUCCUUCCCGGGUCGGAAUAAGUUUUACUGCAAUGGGAGGAUUAUGAUGGCCAAGCAGACGGGGGUUUUCUACCUCACCCUUGUCCUAAUUCUGGUGACUUGUGGACUUUUCUUCUCCUUUGAUUGUCCGUUCCUGGCGCAGCAGCUGACCCCAGUCAUCCCAGUCAUAGGAGGUGUGCUGUUUCUGUUUGUGUUGGGGACACUCCUGAGAACCAGCUUCAGUGACCCAGGGGUGCUGCCCAGGGCCACCCCAGAUGAAGCAGCUGACCUGGAGAGGCAAAUAGAUGUGGCUAAUGGCAGUACAGGCUACAGGCCUCCUCCCAGGACCAAGGAGGUGGUCAUCAACGGCCAGACAGUCAAGCUGAAGUAUUGCUUCACCUGCAAGAUCUUCAGACCUCCACGUGCCUCCCACUGCAGCCUCUGUGAUAACUGUGUGGAGCGUUUUGACCACCACUGUCCGUGGGUGGGGAACUGCGUGGGAAGGAGGAACUACCGUUUCUUCUACAUGUUCAUCCUCUCGCUCUCCUUCCUCACCAUCUUCAUCUUCUCCUUCGUCAUCACACACAUCAUUUUAAGCUCCCAUCAAAGAGGGUUCCUCCACGCACUUAAACAUAGUCCUGCCAGUGUGCUGGAGGUGGUGGUGUGUUUCUUUUCGGUCUGGUCCAUAGUGGGCCUCUCAGGCUUCCAUACCUACCUGAUCAGCUCCAACCAGACUACCAACGAAGAUAUAAAAGGUUCAUGGUCUUCUAAAAGAGGGAAGGACAACUAUAACCCCUACAGCCAUGGCAAUAUAUUCACCAACUGCUGUGCAGCACUGUGUGGACCGCUGCCACCAAGCCUCAUUGACAGACGGGGCUUUGUCCAAUCAGACACGCCGCAGUUGGCACCACCAACCAAUGGCAUCACCAUGUACGGGGCCACCCAGUCUCAGCAGAGCCACAUGUGUGACCAAGACCAGUGCAUUCAGAGCACCAAAUUCGUUUUGCAGGCCGCCGCCACACCUCUCCUCCAGCAGCAGAGCAGCGAUCCAGUCAUCCUGACGGCCUCCCCGGAAAACGGAGUCUCCUUGCCCAGCCGCACCUCCCUCAACCUAGGCGGUCCGUGCACCUCACUGCCCCUCGGCCAGCCCACCCCUCCAACGUCCACCCCCAGCCUCAGCUGCCACGAGGCCACAGACAUGCUGCCAAUCCACGGACAUAGCCACGCACACAACCACAGCCACACCCUCCAAGAGCCAGUGGCCCACCACCACUUUCUCACCCCAGAGGAAGUGCCCUCGCCACCAGGUAUGCUUCCCUGCGGCAGCCCCCUGGGUCACAGCCACACUGUGCAGGCAGGUUUCUACAACCCAGCCAGCCAGGACUCAUUACACGAGGACUCUGUCAGAGGAUUGGUAAAGCUCAGCUCUGUCUGACAAUGGGAUACAAACCCCUUCCUCCCACCUCCUCCCUCUUGUAUCAUGCGUCCGACCCAUGAAACUGCUAGGUUUUGGACCAGCUCGCUCUCGCGCUGAAUCAGCUUUCCUUUUUCUCCUCAGCAGGACUUGAGAACUGAAAAGGGCUUUGGUUUAAAUUCAGCUGCUAGAACCUGAAAGGAAUUUAACUGAACCGAAAUGAAAUCAGUGGGCCUCUGCCAAUGGCUUGCCAGACCUGUGUUGUGGCCGGUAUGACAACUCCGACAUAUGCUUCUCUUUUUUAUUUUUACUUUAACGGGAGCUACUGGACAAGGGAGUUUCUUUUUCAAAGUGGCGUAUGUCUGUGAGCCAUGUCAAGCAAAAACAGAUGUUCUGACAGUACAUGACUUUUUGGUCAAAUUGAUGAAUUUCUCUCAAUGGAUCACAGGUCUGACCGUUUUUUUUUUUUUGUAAAACAAACUUUAGCCGUUUUGCCUGUUGCUGAUUGGACAGUGUCUUUUUUGCCUUUUUUCUUGGACAUUCUCAGCAGUGCAAUGGUUGAUGUCAUGUUGCAUAUCAUCAUUUUUUCUAUGUAAAAAAAAAACCCUGACAAAAACCAAGAGACUGUUGUACUGUACCAUGAUUAUUACAAAUCUUACAAAUUAUUAUAUUUCCUGUGGAUAUUAAUAAAACAAACUUUUAUCAGAUACGACUGCAUUAAUAUUG